AUGCAAAAAGUAUACUUAUAUACCUAAUUUAUGAACAAUUAAAAACCUGGGGUAUUUACUAUUGAAAAUGUAACUCAUUAAGUCUCAUUUAUUUAUAGAUUGUAUGUCGGUCAAAGUUUCAAUUAUAAGAAUUUCCCAGGAAGAAUACAAAAUCUUUCAUUAUGUGGUGGAAAUAACUGUUAUUAAGAAAAUGUUGAAAAAAUUUAGAAAAUCAUAAGUUUAAAUCCUGCUAAAGAAAUUGUCAUUCCCUAAAAGAACUUUUUAGUUGUCGAAAGUUAAGAAUUCAAUGUUGAUGAUGAUAAAAAAGUCCCUGUUUAUAAAAGAUUCGAAAAUGAAUACAAUGGAGUUUAAGAAUUCUCAAUUUCUGGUUGGUUUAGAAUUAAUAGAGGUUCCAAUAGAGCUGCAUGGUCUACUGGUUAUCACUUCAAUGAUAACACCACUCCUUAAGAUUUUGCUUAACCUGGUGACAGAACUCUCGCUUUCUUCAUAAUUAAUAAUAUUUUGCAUUUCUGUACUUAUGAUUUAACUUCUAAAAAUAACAAUAUUAACAAAAAUAUUGAUUUCAAUAAUGAUAAUGAAGGAUAAUGGCUUUAUAUUUAACAUAGUUACAGUGAUAUGCUUUAUAAAGCUUAUGUCCAUACACAAUUUGCUGGAUAAUAACCUAAAGUUUUGAAUUUCGACUCUAUUACUCAUAGAACUUCUACUCUUUUCCACUUAUGGGUUGGUUAAAGUUUCAAUUAUAGAAAUUUCCCAGGAAGAAUCGUCGGUUUGAACUUAUGUGGAGGAAAUGGAUGUUACAGAGAACUUGGAUUAGAAAAAGCCUGGGAAAAUGCUCCUGCUGAUAUUGUUAUACAGAGACAAGAAGUAUAGAUUGUUACUGAAAAAGAUUACGAUUAUAAUGGUGCUGCUUCUCCCGUCUAUUAGAAAUUCGAAAAUAAGUUCCCAGGAAAUUAAGAAUUCGCUAUUACAACAUGGAUUAAAAUUACUCCUAACCUAGCUAGACCCACAUGGGCUACAGGUUAUCAUUUCAACUCUAAUGUUGUUCCUACUGAUUUCGCUAAACUAGGGGAUAGAACUUUAGCUUUCUUUAUUAUUAAUAAUAUACUUCAUUUCCCUACUUAUGAUGUCAAAACUAAUAAUCCUAAUGUUAACUAAAAUAUUAAUAUUUAAGAAUUUAAUGUAGGAUCAUGGGCUUUAAUCUAUCAUGGAUAUACAGAUAAAGGAAGCAAAGCUUUCGUUUAUACUCAAUUCCAAAACAGAGAACCUGAUGUUUUAAGAUUUAAUAAUAUUUAUCAUAAAGAUGCUUUCUUUUAUCAUUUAUGGGUUGGAUAAAGUUUCGCUUAUAAAAACUUCCCUGGUAGAAUUAACAACUUGAGAUUAUGUGGUGGUUCUGGAUGUUAUAGAGAGUAAGGUUUCGAAAAUGAUUGGGCUAAAUCACCUGUUCCUCCAUUAUUACCUAAGUAAGAAUUUUCAAUAUUAGAUGAUAAAGAUUUCGAUUUCAAUGGACCUGCUACUCCAGUUUAUUAAAAAUUCGAAAAUAAAUUUAACGGAGUUUAAGAAUUCUCAAUCACAUGUUGGAUUAAGAUUGCACCUAAUGUAGCUAGAACAGUAUGGACUUCAGGUUAUCAUUUCAACUCUAAUUAAUAACCUGCCGAUUUGGAAAAACAUGGAGAUAGAACUUUAUCUUUCUUUGUCAUCAAUAAUACUCUUCACUUCCCUACUUAUGACUUAGCAACUAAUAAUAUUAAUCUAUAUAAAAAUAUUGACUUUACAAAUGCAUAAGUUGGAGUUUGGGCUUUAGUAUAUCAUGCUUAUACUAAUAACGGAAAUAAAGCUUUCGUUUUUAACUAAUUCUACAAUAGCAAACCUUCUACUUUGAAUUUCCCUAAUGUCAUUCAUAGAGAUUCUAAUAUCUAUCAUUUAUGGGUUGGAUAAAGUUUCGCUUAUAAAAACUUCCCCGGUAGAAUUAACAACUUGAGAUUAUGUGGUGGUAUUGGAUGUUAUAGAGAGUUAGGGUUCGAAAAUGAUUGGAUAAAUCUCCUGUUCCUCCAGUAUACCUAAAUAAGAAAUUUAAAUAUUUAGAUGAUAAAAUUUUCGAUUUCAAUGGACCUGCUACUCCAGUUUAUUAAAAAUUCGAAAAUAAAUUUAACGGAGUUUAAGAAUUUUCAAUCACAUGUUGGAUUAAGAUUGCACCUAAUGUAGCUAGAACAUGUAUGGACUUCAGGUUAUCAUUUCAACUCUAAUGAAUAACCUGCUGAUGUGGAAAAGCAUGGAGAUAGAACUUUAUCUUUCUUCAUCAUAAAUAAUAUGCUUCACUUCCCGACUUAUGAUUUAGCAACUAAUAAUAUAAAUCUUUAUAAAAAUAUUGACUUUACUGAUCUAUAAGUUGGAGUUUGGGCUUUAGUAUAUCAUGCUUAUACUAAUAACGGAAAUAAGGCUUUCGUAUAUAAUUAAUUCUAAAAUAACAAACCUUCUAUUUUGAAUUUCCCUAAUGUAAUUCAUUAAGAUUCUAAAAUAUAUCAUUUAUGGGUCGGAUAAAGUUUUGCUUAUAAAAACUUCCCUGGUAGAAUUAACAACUUGAGAUUAUGUGGUGGUUCUGGAUGUUAUAGAGAGUAAGGUUUUGAAAGUGAUUGGGCUAAAUCUCCUGUUCCUCCAGUUAUUCCUAAAUAAGAAUUUUCAAUAUUAGAUGAUAAAGAUUUUGAUUUCAAUGGACCUGCUACUCCAGUUUAUUAAAAAUUCGAAAAUAAAUUUAACGGAGUUUAAGAAUUCUCAAUCACAUGUUGGAUUAAGAUUGCACCCAAUGUAGCUAGAACAUUAUGGACUUCAGGUUAUCAUUUCAACUCUAAUGAAUAACCUGCUGAUAUGGAAAAGCUUGGAGAUAGAACAUUAUCUUUCUUCAUCAUAAAUAAUAUGCUUCACUUCCCUACUUAUGACUUAGCAACUAAUAAUAUAAAUCUCUAUUAAAAUAUCGACUUUACUGAUGCAUAAGUUGGAGUUUGGGCUUUAGUAUAUCAUGCUUAUACUAAUAACGGCAAUAAGGCUUUCGUCUUUAACCAAUUUAAUAAUAGCAAACCUUCAAUUUUGAAUUUCCCUAAUGUUGUUCAUUAAGUUUCUAAAAUAUAUCAUUUAUGGGUCGGAUAAAGUUUUGCUUAUAAAAACUUCCCUGGUAGAAUUAACAACUUGAGAUUAUGUGGUGGUUCAGGAUGUUAUAGAGAAUAAGGUUUGAAAAUGAAUUGA
This is a messenger RNA of Ichthyophthirius multifiliis, 3237 nucleotides long. RefSeq lists its product as hypothetical. NCBI's taxonomy places the organism in Eukaryota, Ciliophora, Oligohymenophorea, Hymenostomatida. Gene Ontology annotation, cellular component: nucleus. The transcript has a single exon. The record is from RefSeq and is a predicted model, not a curated record.